Molecule: messenger RNA, 2126 nt
Organism: Dicentrarchus labrax (European seabass)
Lineage: Eukaryota; Metazoa; Chordata; Actinopteri; Moronidae
Product: zinc finger protein 93-like
Exons: 4
Coding region: 14-1504 (496 amino acids)
Biological process (GO): regulation of transcription by RNA polymerase II
Molecular function (GO): RNA polymerase II cis-regulatory region sequence-specific DNA binding; DNA-binding transcription factor activity
Source: RefSeq, a predicted model, not a curated record
CUUCUGAUCCUUUAUGUUAUUGUCACCCAGAGUUCAGUCUGACAAGAGGAAGCCCAGCAGACGUCAGACAAGUGAACAUCAGAACCACAUAGAUCUCAGGAUCUGCAUCCUGGAGGACUAUCGCAUCAAUGUGCUCUCAAGAAACGUGUAUAAGAUGUAUAAGCUUCGCAAGCUGCAGUGUCCUCAUGGCCUGCAGGAGACGGACUUUAUGGACCUGCUGAGGUCCAACUUCCCUCAACUGGCUGCUCAGGAAACUUUUGACUUCUUCUUAACUGACAAAACGAAGAGACUACAGCCGCUCAGAGCGGAGGCACUGACACCAGAGGAGAUCUACAGGAGCAUCGGGCUGAGUGGAUCGGGAAACUCAGCCCUCUACAUCCGCCUGAAGGCACAAGAGGAACUCCAGACCAGUGAAAAAGAGCUUCAUCACGCUGUUAAAGUUUCUUCAUCCACUUCUGAUCUAAGCAGGCUGAACACAACAAGCUCAAGAUCACAACAUAAAGACCUGGAAACAGAUAAAGCUGAGGAUGAAGAUGGUGGAAGAUCGGAGUCGGCCGUCAGUCGUCUCUGGUCUCUGAUGGUUCUCUCUGAGAGCGCAGCAGAGGGAGGCGAGCUGAGCGAUGAUGACUGGAAGCCAGACAAGAGAGAGAAACAUGUGAGGGAGAGUGAACCUGAGAAGACGACGAGGAAGAGACGAGUCAAACAAAUGAAGCAGUCGUCUACGAAGGCAUCGACCGAUAACGGCAACGCCUCUCUGUCCUGUAAAGUCUGCGGAGCUCUGCGUGGGACUGGGAACAUGUUGAUUAAACACGCCUGGAGUCAUGUGGACGAUCCAGAGUGGCUUUGUGGAGUGUGUGGAAAACAUUCAGAGUCUGAAGAGCAGCUGAGGAGUCAUCUUCAAAGUCACCAGAAAACUCAUAGCUGCAACAUCUGCGGAAAGUCUUUCCUCUCCAUCAACGGCCUCAACGGACACGUCGCUCGACACAAAGGAAAGAAACCGUACAGUUGUAAGGUCUGCCACAAAACGUUCGCUCAGAGUUGGGUGCUAAAGAAUCACAUGUGGGUCCAUGUGAGUGAUAAGCCAAACAAAUGUGAUUUUUGCCAAAAAUCAUUUACUUCAAAGAUUGAUCUCAGGCGUCACAGGUUGAAGCACACGGACGAGCGACUGCACCGCUGCAACUUGUGCGGUAAAUCCUUACGCUGCCUCGACGCGUUAUCCAAACACAAACAGAGUCACGCAGUCAGAGAAACGACGUUCGCCUGUCAGAUCUGCAGCAAAACGUUUAAAACACACCAGAAGUGUCAGGUCCACAUGAAGGUCCACGCCGGGGAGAAACCUUACAAGUGCCCCGUCUGCUACAUGGCCUUCAGAUUCAAACACUCUAUGAAAAGACACAUUAAGACCCACCGGGAGGGAUCAGACCUCCGCAGGACUGAAGCUCCUGUUCAGGUUCUAGCUAACAGACUCAACGGCACUAAAAGUGUUGUUAAACGAGGCCGGUGAUUUUUAGAUUUAUCCACAAAGUGUUGUCUUGUUAAAUAUGUUGAAACGUGUUACAGAAAGGAUGAAGCUGGCUAUAAUCUACAUUUUGGUUAAUGUCAAGACAUCGCCAACAGUUUAUUACUUCCUUUCUGCGUCUCUCAGCUCGGAGGAAGAAGAUUCACACACAAUACUUGUUAGAAGAUUAAUUCACAGUUGGUCUUUUUUUAAGAAUUUCAUUUAAGAAUGUUUGUGCAGUGUCUCACAUUGUCAAUAAUUAUCUACAAAAAUUCAAGUUACCAUGUCAAGCGCACAAAAAUCGUCAUUAUUUUAAUGGUGACAGAAAUGUACAACGUCCUUUGAUGAGAAACAAUCAUCUAAAGUUAAUGUAUAAUUUCACAUGACCGUGUUUUUAAAAUUACAGUUUUAGGGUUGAUUUUGUAAGAUUGUUUUUACAGUAAAUUGUUAGAUUUUCACUUUAUGAGUGAUAUUGUGUCAUUGAGUCCAGCACCCAGCCAAUGCCUCUAAUUAUGGGAAUAAUACUGUAUGUGUGCAGAAGUUGUUUAUUCUGAAUAUGUUUUGAAUGCAGCAUUGAUUCAAUUGUCGACAAUUGAGUUUUGUUUACCAGUAAAUGUCUCUAACUGCU